AGAAUCAAUCUACAUUAUCAACUUAUGCCAUUAGUUUACAAUUGUUAUUUCUCAGUGUCAACAGUCAGCGUAGUGGAUAGACGAUUGUUAUUAUACGACGGCAUCACAGAUAUUUAAAAACCAACUUCGGUGCAAAUAUUUACUUUUAAACAAAAAUAACAAUAUUAUUCUUGACAGUUGGGGGUAGAUUAUCGCAAGCACCGAUUCUAACUGCUAUUAGUCCUCAAGUAUGCUGUGUGUAUCUGCCAGCGCGGGAAUAAUCGCGCAAAGUUCGUUUGCUUCACAAUGAAAUCGUACCGUUCUGCUAAGAACAGGACAACGUGCACAAUCUGCGUGAAAAAAGAACCUUGAUCUCUUCGUUAAUUAGAGAGAAAGGCAAAUGAGUGAAGUACGAAAUAGUCUGUAUUUUUCUGUGCAGAGGUCAUCCGUUGAGGAGUUCGUAAACUUUAUGAAUUGACAUAAAUCCGAGUGCUGGUUUUCACCUUCAUGCAGAUAAUUUGUGAUUAUGGGAACCGAGGCAAUGCCAGUGGCGGUGGCUACAAUAAAUUUCGUCGAGGAGCGCAAAAUACCGCCAGCGGUGGACAGCCUGACGGUGACGAAGAAGGCGAUAAUUUUUCGCUUGAAGGCGUUCCUGACGCAGCCAGCAGGAAACUCCAGGAGAAAGCGGUCGAUGACGAGUACGGGGCAAAGGACUAUCGGUCGCAGAUGAUUCUUAAGGAAGAUCAUGCUUCGCGACCACUUUGGGUGUCAGGUGAUGGGCACAUCUUCUUGGAGGCGUUUUCACCUGUGUUUAAGCACGCCCACGAUUUCCUGAUCGCAAUAUCCGAGCCAGUCUGCCGACCUGAAUUCAUUCACGAGUACAAGCUCACUUCAUAUUCGCUUUAUGCGGCAGUAUCUGUUGGAUUGCAAACUGAUGAUAUCAUUGAAUAUUUACGACGUCUUAGUAAAACUAGUAUUCCAGAGGGGAUUAUUGAAUUUAUAAAGAUGUGCACCGAAUCGUAUGGCAAAGUGAAACUCGUUUUAAAACAAAAUCGCUACUUUGUUGAAAGUAGCCACCCAGAAGUGCUUCAGAAGCUUUUGAAGGAUCCUGUCAUUCAGAAUUGCCGCUUAAAGAGAAGCGAAGAUGACGUUGAGCUCUUUUCAGAGGGUGCGGUCAAACAAACGGCGGCACCAGGUUCGAAGCUUAGUGAAGCCUCCGAAAAAACGGAAGUGCCUUCGGACAUUUUCGAUUUCUAUUCCCGGAUGGAGAAUGAGGACGAAGAAGAGCCAGAAAGAAAAACGAAAGUAGUGUCAUUCGAAGUGAUGCAAGAUAAAAUCGAAGACAUACAAAGGCGCUGCAUCGAACUCGAGUAUCCACUUUUGGCAGAGUACGACUUCAAGAACGACACACAUAAUCCUGACAUUAACGUAGAUUUAAAACCAUCAGCUCUUCUUAGACCUUACCAGGAGAAGUCGCUUAGAAAGAUGUUUGGUAACGGCCGCGCUCGCUCUGGAGUCAUCGUCUUACCUUGUGGAGCCGGGAAAUCACUUACAGGAGUGACUGCGUGCUGCACAGUAAGGAAACGUUGUUUGGUUCUAUGUAACUCUGGCGUGUCGGUGGAACAAUGGAAGGCACAGUUCAAAAUGUGGUCAACUGCGGAUGACUCAAUGAUUUGCCGCUUUACAUCGGAAGCAAAAGAUAAACCAAUAGGUUGCGGCAUCUGUAUUACGACCUAUUCCAUGAUCACUCAUACACAAAAAAGGAGCUGGGAAGGUGAGCAAGUGAUGCAAUGGUUAAAGGAGCAAGAGUGGGGUAUGAUGUUGCUUGACGAGGUGCAUACUAUUCCUGCCAAAAUGUUUCGCCGAGUGCUCACCCUUGUACAAGCACACUGCAAACUCGGCCUGACAGCUACGUUAGUGCGAGAAGACGACAAAAUUGCCGAUCUCAACUUUUUGAUUGGGCCAAAGAUAUAUGAAGCAAACUGGUUGGAGCUGCAGAAAGCAGGGUAUAUUGCUAAGGUGACCUGUUCCGAAGUUUGGUGCCCAAUGACUCCGGAGUUCUAUCGCGAGUACCUAUCGGCACGAUCGGCAAAAAAGUGUUUGUUGUUUGUCAUGAAUCCAAACAAAUUUCAAAUCUGUCAGUAUCUUAUUCAGUACCAUGAGCGAAGAAAGGAUAAGAUAAUUGUCUUUUCGGAUAACGUGUUUGCUUUAAAACACUUUGCCGAGAAGCUAAGAAAGCCUUUUAUUUUUGGACCAACAUCACAGGCAGAACGUAUGCAAAUAUUACAGAACUUCAAGUACAACCCAUUAGUAAACACCAUUUUCGUAUCGAAAGUUGCGGACACUAGCUUUGAUCUUCCGGAGGCAAAUGUCCUCAUUCAGAUUUCGGCCCACGGUGGCUCACGAAGGCAAGAGGCCCAACGCCUGGGGCGAAUCCUACGUGCAAAAAAGGGGACUUCUAAUGCUUUCUUCUAUUCACUGGUAUCUCAAGAUACUAUGGAAAUGUAUUUCUCACGCCGUAGACAACGGUUCUUGGUCAAUCAAGGUUACAGCUAUAAGGUGAUUACGGAAUUAGAAGGCCUUCACGAAGAAGAGGGAAUUCUUUACAGGAACAAACAAGAUCAACUCCGAUUACUUGCACAGGUCAUGCAAGCAGGAGACCAAGAUGAGGACGAAGGUAUUCCCACCGAAUCACCAUUCCAAAUGAAAACUCAAAAGAAGGCCGGCGGCGCGGCCGGUUUAUCUGGAGCAGACGCGGGCGAUAUGUACGCCGAAGUACGCAGAUCCAAGAAUGAUAUGAACAGACAUCCACUUUUCAAACGCUUCAAGGGCAUCGGAAAAUAGUUGUUUCCUUGAAUGCCUUAAUGAUAGUAGACUAUUUAAUGUUUUAUUUUUCUGCAUAUAUACCGUCAUUAGAGGGCAAUGAGAAAACGAGUUGCUCGAGACGACAAUGGCAUCGACUUCGAUCUAUUUUCGCCAAUGCAGAG
Molecule: messenger RNA, 2966 nt
Organism: Varroa destructor (honeybee mite)
Lineage: Eukaryota; Metazoa; Arthropoda; Arachnida; Mesostigmata; Varroidae
Gene: hay
Product: ATP-dependent DNA helicase hay
Biological process (GO): transcription initiation at RNA polymerase II promoter; nucleotide-excision repair
Cellular component (GO): nucleotide-excision repair factor 3 complex; transcription factor TFIIH holo complex; transcription preinitiation complex
Molecular function (GO): ATP binding; DNA binding; hydrolase activity
Source: RefSeq, a predicted model, not a curated record